Molecule: messenger RNA, 2232 nt
Organism: Chaetura pelagica (chimney swift)
Lineage: Eukaryota; Metazoa; Chordata; Aves; Apodiformes; Apodidae
Gene: FLCN
Product: folliculin
Exons: 11
Coding region: 28-1767 (579 amino acids)
Biological process (GO): positive regulation of TORC1 signaling; positive regulation of transforming growth factor beta receptor signaling pathway; negative regulation of transcription by RNA polymerase II
Cellular component (GO): cytosol
Molecular function (GO): GTPase activator activity
Source: RefSeq, a predicted model, not a curated record
GCCGGACGUAUGUGCUGAGCUCUCACUAUGAACGCUAUUGUUGCCCUCUGCCAUUUCUGUGAGCUGCACGGCCCUCGCACCCUCUUUUGCACGGAGGUUCUACACUCGCCGCUCCCCCAAGGCGCGAGCAGCGGCGACAUCUCGGGGCAGAAUGAGCAGGGAGAAGAGGAGGAAGGAGGCAUCCAGAUGAGCAGCCGGAUCCGCUCGCACAGCCCAGCAGAAGGUGCCAGUGCUGACUCCAGCAGCCCAGGGCCAAAGAAGUCAGACAUGUGUGAGGGCUGCCGCUCUCUUGCAGGAGGCCAUCCUGGCUAUGUCAGCCACGACAAGGAAACCUCCAUCAAGUACGUCAGCCACCAGCACCCAAACCACCCCCAGCUCUUCAGCAUCGUGCGCCAGGCCUGCGUGCGCAGCCUGAGCUGCGAGGUCUGCCCAGGACGAGAAGGCCCUAUUUUUUUUGGAGAUGAGCAGCAUGGCUUUGUGUUCAGUCACACCUUCUUUAUCAAAGACAGCCUGGCUCGAGGUUUCCAGCGCUGGUACAGCAUCAUCACCAUCAUGAUGGACCGGAUUUACCUCAUCAACUCGUGGCCUUUCUUGUUGGGAAAAAUCAGAGGCAUCAUUGAUGAGCUUCAGGGCAAAGCACUUAAGGUGUUUGAAGCAGAGCAGUUUGGGUGCCCCCAGCGUGCCCAGCGGAUGAACACGGCCUUCACCCCCUUCCUGCACCAGCGCAAUGGCAACGCAGCGCGCUCCUUGACGUCCCUCACCAACGAUGAGAACCUCUGGGCAUGUCUGCACACUUCUUUUGCUUGGCUUUUGAAAGCUUGUGGCAGCCGACUGACAGAGAAACUUCUGGAGGGAGCACCAACAGAAGACACUCUUGUUCAGAUGGAAAAACUUGCAGACCUGAAAGAAGAGUCAGAAGGCUGGGAUGGUUCCGAGGAAGAAGAGAAGCCUUCUUCCCAGCCAGAUGUUGUGGAAGGGCAGGAGCUAUCUAAAUGUUCACCUGAAACAUCUCUGAUGCCAGAUUGCAACAGCUGGAAUGUAGCUCACAGGAGGUUGUCCAUCUUCCGCUCCCUCAGGCACAUGAGGCAGGUUCUGGGGGCAUCAGCAUUCCGAAUGCUGGCUUGGCAUGUUCUGAUGGGGAACCAGGUUAUCUGGAAAGCUCGAGACAUGGAUCUUGUCCAGUCUGCUUUUGAUGUGCUACGGACUAUGCUGCCCGUGGGCUGCGUGCGGAUCAUCCCCUACAGUGACCAGUAUGAGGAGGCCUAUCGCUGCAACUUCCUGGGGCUUGGCCCACACGUCCAGAUCCCAUCCCACAUACUGUCAUCUGAGUUCGCGGUGCUUGUGGAGGUUCGCGCUGCUGCCCGGUCCAGUCUCUACCCAGCUCUGUUUGAUGAUGACCAGUCCCUCAACAAGUAUGAGUUUGUUGUCACCAGUGGCAGCCCUGUUGCAGCAGAUCGAGUUGGCCCUACAAUCCUGAACAAGAUCGAAGCUGCCCUGACCAACCAGAACCUUUCUGUAGAUGUUGUGGAUCAGUGCCUUGUUUGCCUGAAGGAGGAGUGGAUGAAUAAAGUGAAGGUCCUCUUCAAAUUCACUAAAGUGGACAGCAGACCCAAGGAGGACACCCAAAAACUGCUGAGCAUUCUGGGGGCUGCAGAGGAGGACAAUGUCAAGCUUCUCAAGUUCUGGAUGACUGGUCUGAGCAAGACAUACAAAUCCCACCUGAUGUCAACAGUUCGCAGCCCAACGUCCUCGGAGUCCCGGAACUAAAAGGUGCCCAAACCUCACUUGCUGCCUUCAAAUAAUGGCAGGGAACCCUGAAUUCCCACUGCUGAGCCUGCAGCAUAUGCAUUAGAUGGAUAGUGAAACUUCAUCACUGUUCUUCUGGUCCUCAAACUAACUUGAAGAGUGACUUGAGUCUUUUUCUAAUCGUUGUGAGACUGGACUAAUAAGUGCUAAUCAAUAGUGCUGCUGUCUGCCCUGAAACUCAACUGUAAAUCUAGACCUCCACACUCAAGACUCAAAUACAACAACCCUCAAAAGAAUCAGUAUGAAAUAAUUAAAAUCCCAUCCUGUCCUCAUUAAGCAUUAUGGUAUGGCAGCAGACCUCAGUUUUAGGUUUCAUUGGCAAGACUUGGAUGCCUGUGACAACAUCUGGAACCGCUUGGAGUGGAUCUAGUGAAUCUCUCUGAUUCCCACACGAAUCACCUAAAUGCUUGAGAGUAAGAACCAAAA